This is a messenger RNA of Mya arenaria, 7223 nucleotides long. Its product is annotated as hemicentin-1-like. Gene Ontology annotation, molecular function: protein tyrosine phosphatase activity. The coding region runs from base 14 to 5461 and encodes 1815 amino acids. The record is from RefSeq and is a predicted model, not a curated record. Lineage: Eukaryota; Metazoa; Mollusca; Bivalvia; Myida; Myidae. The transcript is spliced from 30 exons. Gene Ontology annotation, biological process: protein dephosphorylation.
GCUGAAUUGAAACAUGGACGAAUAUGUUGGAUUUGUGUUUAUAAGUAUUUUACACUUUGCUCUUCUUUGCGGAUGUGCAGAUGUGUUCUUGUCAGCUGACCGUCAAUUUGUCACGGAAAAUUCGACGCUGACUUUCACGUGUUCAACAUUGAAUGAUGUACAUUUUGCUGAAUUCUACGAAAAUCAGAAACGCGUAGUUAGAAUUGGAAAUUUAGAUAAAUGUUCUUCAACCAUAUACGAUCCCGUUUCCAACUGUUCCUGUUUGAACCUCACAACCUAUACAUGCACCACUAACCCUCUUAACAGAAAUAACUAUAAUGAAAUUUGGAGUUGCGUAUCUUAUUCACAUCAGAAUACAGGAACGAAAAGCAAAAAUAAUAUUACCAUUGAUGUCAGAGUACCAAUCGCAAGUGUUUCCAUAAGUCCACAACAGAAUAACUCGAUGACAAUAAACGAAGGUGAAGAACUUCAGUUAACAUGCGAGACAUCAUAUGGUUUACCAGCUGCAAAUAUCAGUUGGUACCUGGAAAAUAACACAGAUAGUGUCUAUGUCGAUUAUCGUAUUUUAAAUUCUUCAAAACGAGAAGUUGAUGAAAAUGUUGAUCGAACUAAAUCCGUAAAGAGCAUUCUGACGCAUACUGUCAGUAGGGGAGAAGACGGCAUGGAUGUGUAUUGUAAUGCAAGUAAUGAAGAAUUUAUCCGAGUAUCAAGCAAGGCCAUUCGUCUAAAUAUUCAAUACCUUCCACAGGAACUGGUGUACAUAAAUGGUAACCUAAGUUAUGACACUUUCUACAUGAUGAAAAAUUCUGCCAUAAAACAGUCUUUGCAGUGUUCUGUUCAGGGUGGAAAUCCCCUCGCCAAAAUAUCGUGGUCAUGUUACAAUGGCAUCCAGACUGACAUGAAUACGCCAUCCAGUGCAGUCAGCGAUGUUUCCUGGUUUGCUAGAGACUUUAACGAUUCGACAUGUACUUGCAAUGCCUCUCACGCUCUUUCAUGGUCUGGGUCGCAAGAAGUGUCCGUUCAAGUCAUAUUUGAACCGAGUCUUAUAAUUUGCAAGGUCGGCAAUUCCGAGCUAUACCGGGGUAUCUUAAACGUGACAUUAGCUUCAAAUGUUGAACUUAACUGCUCAAGCAAUGGAAAUCCUAAACCUUACAAUUUCACCUGGGUAUGGCCAACACGUAAUACAUCUUCGGGACAAUUUCUUUCCGUGAAACAUGUUCAGCGCUCGAUGCAAGGAAAAUAUACAUUGAUGGUUGAAAACAUUAUGAAGCCGAGCAUAGGGCCGACAGUCAAGGGACAGGCUAAUACAACGUUUGAUAUGCAUGUUCAAUAUGGUCCAAGCACACCAACCUUAAAACUUGUAACAAACAAUACAAACAUAACAACAAGCACCAUUUCCGUAAAACGGAAUGAAACUGUAAGAAUUGCCUGUAUUGCCGUCGGAAACCCAACACCUUCUUACAACUGGUCAACAGGCCAUAAAACGCAAAUCCUCACUACAACAUUCGACAGUGAUACAAACAUUACGUGUAAAGUUUCUAAUACAAUAUUUCCAACGGGAGGCAUGAUAACACAAGCUUCGGUCGAUGCAAGUCUUCACGUGAAUGUUUUACUUAAACCAGCGCGUAUAAUAUGUGAUGUCGGUACUUCAAAGUUGGAAUGGGGUUAUUUAAAUGUGACAUUAAACUCAAAUGUUACAUUAACUUGCAAAAGUGAUGGAAAUCCUAAACCAAACAAUUUUACGUGGAUAUGGCCAAACCGUAAUACAUCUGCGGGGCAUAUUCUAUCGUUAAGUAAUGUUCAACGAUCGCUUCACGGAAGAUAUACUUUGUUUGUUGAAAAUGUUAUGAAUCCGACCAUAGGACCCACAGUCAAGGGAGAGGCUAAUGCAACAUUCGACAUGCAUAUUCAAUAUCAACCAGGUACACCUACGUUCAUAUUUGAAACGAAUAACUCGUAUAUAACAACAAGCAACAUUUCGGUAAUAAGGAAUGAAGAGAUAAGCAUUGCCUGCAGCGCUGACGGAAAUCCACCACCAUCUUACACUUGGUCCACAGGCCAUAAGGGGCAAAACAUUACUACAGCAUUCGAUAGUGAUACGAACCUAACGUGUAAGGUUUCCAAUACAGUUUACCCAACUGGUGCCGGUAUUAUACAAUCUGCAUUCGAUUCAAGUCUCCAAAUAAACAUUUUGUAUCCGCCAGAUGUUCCUGUUCUGUGGAUUUAUUCAUCGUGCAGGAAAAACUCUACGUUAGAACAAAACGUCCUUCGAGUAUUAGAAUUUGAUCAAGUUAGAGUGGAAUGCUUUGCUGCUGGUAAUCCGGAACCCAAGUGUCAAUGGACAAAUCAUUCAAAGUCGCGUGCACUUGAUAUUUCGAAUGCCUCUAAAGAAGACACAGGAAUUUAUUUUUGUAAUGCAUCUAAUACAAUGAACACAACACAUGGAAGAACAGUGGUGGGACGAAAUGUUUCAUCAUUUUAUCUCGAUAUAAUGUAUCCACCAAAAAUAACAAACCUUAACACAUCUGUUGUGGUUCUUGAAGGUGUUAACUUCAGUUUACUGUGUGAAGUAAAGCCAGGAAACCCAAAUGUUACAAUACAUUAUUGGACUAGUAUACAACUGCCUGCCAGUUAUAAAUCUGGUCAAAACCUAAUCAUACAGAAUAUUUCUCGACACGAUGAAGGCAUAUUUACAUGUUUUGCACAAAAUAAAAUUCAACCGACUCUAUGUACGGAAAUUAACGGAAGCGAUGUGAGGAAUGUUACUAUCGAUGUCCAAUAUAAGGCAUCAAUCAUAACGUUUACGGCUAUGAAUACAACGAUUGCUACAGUUCAUCAUGGUGAUGAAGUAAGUUUUACAUGCGAAGUAGAUAGUGACCCACCUGCUGAUACCUACAUAGUAUCAACAAAUGGAUCAGUUCUAAGGAAUAUCAAAGGCAAUAAUCUCUUUAAAUACACCAAGAACAGUUCAUGCUUAGAGGACAUUGGACAGUUUUCUUGUGUUUCUGCAAACACACACAAUCGAGAUAAACCAGACAUAAGAAACGUUACCGUGGUUGUCGAAUGUUCGCCUUUUUAUCGACCGAACUACUUCCAAAACACAACAAUCUCAGCUAGACCAGGAAACUUUGCAGUACUUCAUUUCAGUGUAUUUUCGAACCCUCCACCAACCCAGUUUACAUGGACAAACAUUUCAAACAAUAUGCGACUUACGAAUGACACGACAACAUCUGACAGAAUUAUUAUCCACACUACUAAUGACAUGUCAUCUUCGCUCAUAAUAAAAAGGGUGGAGCCCUGGGACUUCGGCAAUUACUCUGUAUGGGUUGAAAACGAAAUUGGCAGCAUGAACGAAACGUUUCGCAUUGUUGAAGAGAUACCAUCAACUUCACCUGACCACCCUUUUAUUAACGUUCCACCGGAUGAGCAGGCUAAAACCAACACCAUUGGCGUUGUCAUAGGCGGUUCUGUUGGAGCAAUAACUGCUGUAGUGAUAACUGCAGUCGUUGUUAUAAUUAUCGUUUAUAGAAAGAUGAAAGGCACAGCAAAUCAUGACAACAAUAAUUUACAACUUUUACAAGAUACGCGCCAUAAAAGUGGAAAAAUGGAGACAUGUUUUGACAAUGUGUUACCCAUGAGUGAUGACGCUUCAAUGUACGAAGAAGAAAAGAACAUAUAUGGAAAUAUACAUACGAAUGAUGCUUUUGGGAACACGUUAACAAUUAAAACACUACGGGAUACGAUACGACAACUAAAACUAGAUCCCCUACCCUUGUUUAAAGAAUUUUACACACUGCAAAUGGGUCUGAAAUACGACACGAAACACGCACUGAAGAAAAAUAAUGUUGCAAAAAAUAGAUACAGAAUGGUCUACCCAUACGAUUCCAGUAGGGUGGUCCUUCCCUUCUUAAGAGAGGAUUCAGACUCUGAUUUCAUUAACGCAAGUUACAUUGAUGGAUUCUGUAAACCAAGAAAAUAUAUUGCUGCCCAAGGACCGCUCGAAAAUACCAUCAGUGAUACCUGGAGAAUGAUUUAUUCGGAAGACGUAAAAAUUAUUGUCAUGGUUACAAAUCUUAUCGAAACAGGAAAGAUAAAAUGUUUUAAAUAUUGGCCAGAUGACCGAGCAACAUAUGGAGAGUGUAAUGUCAAGCUUGAUCAAGUUGAAGAGUAUGCUGACUUUGUUGUCAGGCAAAUUACCUACAGCAUGGAAGGUACACGAUUUGAACGACAACUGGUUCAGUUUCAUUACACGUCAUGGCCCGACAAAAAUGUACCUGCGACGGCUUUGUCUUUAGUGCAGUUUUGGAGAAAAGUUAAACAGAGCGAAUUUGUGGAAAAAACACCUUGGAUUGUGCAUUGCAGCGCUGGUGUAGGAAGGACCGGGACCUUCAUUGCCUUAGACUACCUCUUCGAUCAAGGGAAGGUUGAUGGGAAACUAAAUGUUCCAGAAACUGUGAAUCUUCUAAGGGAGCAACGAAUUAGCAUGAUUCAAACAAAGGAGCAGUAUCUGUAUCUGCAUGAUGCAAUCACAGAAAUACUAGACCCUGUUGGACAGAUUUUUACUCCUGAAAACAGUUUGAGGUUACUGUCAACUGCAACAGAAGAAAGAAAAUUGAUCAAAGAAUUCAAAGUAAUAACAAAUUCAAUCGUAAACGUUAAAACAGACAUUGAAGGAAACGACUACGAUUUAAAAAAGAUGCCGGACGGCGUAUUACCUGAAAACAUUUGCAAAUCAAUAGACCAAACCGUCAUACCAGAUGACCUUUUUCGGCCAUUGAUUUCCACUGGAAAUGAUUUCAUCAACGCUGUUUAUAUUCCGACAUACAGAGAUGCCGAAAAGUAUAUUGUGACGCAAUAUCCGUUACAAAAUACUGUUCUUGACUUUGUUCGGCUUUUGUGGGACCACAGCAUUGAGGAUGUUGUUUUACUCGACGUAGGAGAUGAAAAGCUGCAUUGCUAUUGGCCCCAAAACAAAAGUCCCCUUUGUAUUGGACCUUUCGUCAUCAGUCUUUUAUCCGUGGAUGAGGGGAAUUACUGCACUAUUCGAAGAAUAGAUAUAUCGUUAGCCGAAAGGCGUCAAAACAAACAGACGGUGGUACAUCAGUUCACAGCAUGGCCUGGAUAUUUGAAUCUCUGUGAACCGAAGCCAUUGACCAACUUCCUUCAGACGAUCAGCAGAAUUGGAGGACCUGUCGUUGUUCAAUGCCAUGAUGGGUACUCACGCAGUGGGCUAUUUGCGGCACUUUUGAGUAUUGUGGAUCGAAUAAAGACCGACAAGGAAGUUGCAAUAGCAGACACGGUCAGGGUGGUGAAACACCGGCGUCAGGCAGCUAUUACUGAUGUGGAGCAGUACCAGUUUUGUCAUGAAGUAGUUUUUGAAUACCUUAAGAACAGAGGAGGGAAUGUCGACGAUAGCGAAAAUCAGGAAUACGUGAAUAUGACAUUUCCCAAGUUCCUAUAAAUCAGGUUAAACCUGAUUUCAAAACCGUUGCACUCCAUGUACGCUAGUUGUUUGACAAAGUGCUUCACACAUCUAUAACUCUAAAGGAUAAACGGAAGUUAUUACUAUUCAUAGUAUGUGGAGGUCGAAAAUCAUGCAAUGAUUGAGUUAGGUCAAAUUUAAGAUAUAGAAAGUUUAUGGACACAAGGCCUCGAAAUACUUGUUAUUUAUCAAAAAUUUAUGAACGAUGUUAUUAUUGGUUUUGCCGUUCAAGGUCAUUUUGACUUCCUUGUAAGGAAAACUUGUUUCACUAGUAUCACAUGUUAUUGAUGAUGAAUGACAAAUGACAUUUAUUACGAAGAUAUUAUUUAGUGCUUUUUCCGCUUUUAAAGUUAACCAGGAAAAUUACAUUUAACAAACUUGCGACCAAUUUAAAUGUAUUUUCCUUAAAAUGUUAGUGUAUUUAUGUGUCUAAUGUUUUGUUCUGUAUACCUGAUUUAAUCUAUUUGUUUAGUGCAGCCAUAAGGAAAAUUACUGUUUCCACUUUAAGAGGAAGAAAUGUAUCUGUUUAAACAAUCGAUUCAACUUUAAAAAAAGGUAUUUGAAUAGCUGUCAAUUGACUUAUUUUGCUGUAUUUUUGCACAGUAAUAAACAUGAACUGUUACGAAGGUCCUCAGAUUGCUCUAUUUGUCUUUUGGCAGGAAUGUUGUCUCAUUUACCUAAAUAAAUGGCUCAAUGACAUAUUUUGUUUAAUAUAUCAAUCAUUUGGUCAUCAUAAGGCGGACUAUGAAUAAAAGCACCACACGUUGGACAUUAAUAUGCCUUCUUGUAUUAGUGAAGGCCGAAAUUUAAACAUAUUAGAUCUAAAAAAAAAACAUAAGGUGAAAGCUGCACUCUCACAGAUUUACCGUUUUUUACAUUUCUUUUAUUUUAUGUCUUGGAAAGAGCAAAUUUUUGCUUAAAUAUCUGUAAACCAAUGCUAUAAGAUUGCUGACAAAAAUCAGAUCGCAGACUUUUAUAUUUCCGUUCUAAAAUUAGUGAUUUAUGGCUUAAACCGUUACUAACAGUUUAAGAAAAAUGCAUGAAACAUCAAUUUUUGAACUUAAAUAUAAAAAUCUGCGAUCUGAUUUUUGUCAGCAGUCUUAUAUAACUGAUUUUCGCAAAAAUUGGGUCGUUCAAAGGCAAAAAAUAAGAAAGUUGCCAAAAGAUUAAAGUUGUGAGAGUGCAUCUUUAAAUGCCAUUUAUUUAUUUUAAAUAGAUCUAUAUAUUUAUUUGUUUCCGUCAUGCUUUCAUAUUGUGUGUGUAUGCAGUUUAUAAGUGUUUCAUCAUUAUUUACUGAAAUAAGCUAUUUGCAUACGUGCCAUUGACUAUCCUACCUAGCAUAUAUAUUGUUUCAUAACUAAACUAAAACCAUGUGUUCAAACUAAUAUCGUGUAAUUGAUUUAGACCAUUUUGUGAUCAUACAAACAACCAAUGCAUUAAGACUGAAAUUUAUUACGCCUUUUGGUAGGAAACAAUGUCAAUUGAAUUUCAACCUGAUCAAUCUGAUUUUAUCUUCCUGCUGUCUGAAUGGGAUCUGAUUGUUUGAGAAUAAUGGUUUUGCUAUGGUCUGCACUGUUUGAAUAUGAUCUGCAUUAGUAUUGUUAGUUCAGUGCACUUAAUAUGUUUCCUGUAAUACUGUAUUAAGUCUUGUAUUGUAUCAACUAUAUAAUGCAAUUUCCCAUUUGAAUAGUGAAUUGUAAAUAAGUAUGAAUUCAUGUAAUCUGAAUAAACAUAACCUCCU